UAAAAAUUUAAUAUAUAUAUAUAUAUAUAUAUAUAUAUAUAUAUAUAUAUAUAUAUAUAUAUAUAUCUUAAAUUAAUUCAAAGCUUUAUAGUAAAUGUCUAAAAGUCCAUCCAUCCAUUUUUUACCGCUUAUUUCCAAAUGAUCUUUUAAGCCCUUUUUGCCAACGAGUUAUGGCAAAAACCCAAAACAUGCAAUAUUUUACCUAAAAAUAUUUCAUAGUGGAAUAUUUGAUGUGAAGUAAUUGGAGCCUGAAAUAGGUCAAUAAUUAACUAUUGAUUUUAUUUAUUUUUUUGAGCAAUGACAGUUAAAAAAUUUUAAAUAAUAUUUAAAAAAUCCACUACAUUUCUUGGGGAUACAAAAGCGCCCCACUCAUAAAAGUGUUAAAUAUAUACAUUAUUUUAAAUAAUAAAAGAUGUAAAAAUGUUAAAAAAUGUGUGUUAUCUUAAAUUAAUUCAAAGCUUUAUCGUAAAUGUCUAAAAGUAAAAAAUAAAAACAGAAAUUAUCUUUUAAGUCCUUUUUGCCAAACAGUUAUGACGAAAACCCAAAACAUGCAAUAUUUAACCCCCAAAAAUAUUUUUAUGUGAAGAAAUGGAGCCUCAAAUAGGUCAAUAAUUCACUAUUGAUUUAAAUUAUUUUUUUCAGCAAUGACAGUUAAAAAAAUAAAAUUGAAUUAAAAAAACAGUCUGCAUGGCAGUUUUUUAUUCCACUUUUUGUUGUUGUUUUUAAGACGUAAUUGUCAGGAGGUGUCAUGGUGGAGUACGUCAAUAAAAUGAGGUUCAACGUGCGCGGCUGAAUGAGUUAAAGCUGAAAGGAGAGCACGUAAACAAUGAGCGGCAAGGAGAUGAUGCGCCGCUCGUCGCCACGGUGACGGAGUGAGUAGGCGGGGCUGUGAGGUCUUUGCAGGCUGCAGACUCUCCGCCAGUGUGGAGCGUUGGCGAGGGAGGGAAAGAAGCACGCCGGCGCCGCUCUGAGCUCUCUCUUGUCUCUCCUGCUCGCCUCGCCUGGUUGGCAGCAUCCAGCCUCCGCCCGGGUCUCCUCGUAAGCCCGCCCUGCCCUUUUGUCCCGCCCGCCGCCCCCAUGAUGAAGGAGGAGGGCCUGCUGGGGCGUCGCCGGUUCUCCACGUGCAGCGGCACGGCCUCGCUGCGACCGCCGCACCCGGACGGACGCAAACUGAUCCGCAACGCCUCCUUCGGGGGCUACAACGAGCUGUCGCCCGCGUCGCUGCCAGGUUUCGAGAGAGGGAAAGAAGACCUUUUGUCUCUGCCUUUGAAAGAGGACUCCAUUUCCAUCUCUAAAAGCAAGUCUGAGAGCAAGCUCUACAACGGCUCGGACAAAGAUGUGUCAGCAACGGCCGGAGGCAAGCUCACCAAGAAGGAGUCCCUCAAGGUGCAGAAGAAGAACUACAGGGAGGAGAAGAAGAGAGCAACCAAAGAGCUUCUCAGCACCAUCACGGACCCUUCUGUCAUCGUCAUGGCCGACUGGCUGAAAAUCCGCGGAACCUUGAAAAGUUGGACCAAGCUGUGGUGCGUCCUGAAGCCAGGCGUGCUGCUCAUUUACAAGACCCACAAGAACGGGCAGUGGGUGGGCACGGUGCUGCUCAACGCCUGCGAGCUCAUUGAGAGACCCUCCAAGAAGGACGGCUUCUGCUUCAAGCUCUUCCACCCUCUGGAACAAUCCAUCUGGGCCGUCAAGGGUCCUAAAGGAGAGGCGGUGGGAUCCAUCACUCAGCCGUUACCCAGCAGCCACCUCAUCUUCCGCGCCGCUUCUGAGUCUGAUGGCCGAUGCUGGAUGGACGCCCUGGAGCUGGCGCUGAAAUGUUCCAGCCUGCUGAAAAGAACCAUGAUCCGGGAGGGGAAGGAAGACCUGGGCACUGUGGCCACUGGAGGUGACCAUUCGCUGAACUUCUACAGCCUCCUGCGUGCACACAACAUGCACGGCUUCCAGUUCAAUGACAGCGACCACUUGAAAGACCCGGACCUUUACUCGGACAAGUCGGACCGGGAGGGGGAGCCGGACCACGAGGAGUCGGACCCGGAAGGUUUGGAGAAGAGCGAGGAGAGCGACAGCGACACGUCGGAGCGGCAAGACGACUCGUACGUGGACCUGGACCCCAACGAACAUGUGCGGGAAACCUUGUACCUGGAGCAGUCGCACGAGGAACUGGGAGAGGCCGGUGAGGCAGCCCAGACAGAGACGGUGUCGGAGGAGAACAAGUCCUUGAUCUGGACUCUACUGAAGCAGGUGCGGCCCGGUAUGGAUCUGUCUAAGGUGGUGCUGCCCACUUUCAUCCUGGAACCCAGGUCCUUCCUGGACAAACUUUCAGACUACUACUACCAUGCAGACUUCCUCUCAGAGGCCGCGGUGGAGGAGAACGCCUACAACCGCAUGAAGAAGGUGGUCAAGUGGUACAUCUCUGGCUUCUACAAAAAACCAAAGGGCUUGAAGAAGCCGUACAAUCCCAUCAUCGGGGAGACCUACCGCUGCCUGUGGCUCCACCAGAAGACCUCCAGCAAGACCUUCUACAUCGCGGAACAGGUGUCCCACCAUCCCCCCGUGUCGGCCUUCUACGUCAGCAACCGGAAGGAUGGCUUCUGCCUGAGUGGGAGCAUCCUGGCCAAGUCCAAGUUCUACGGGAACUCCUUGUCGGCCAUUUUAGACGGCGAGGCCAGGCUCACCUUUCUGAACCGAGGAGAAGACUACGUGAUGAACAUGCCGUAUGCGCACUGCAAAGGCAUCCUGUACGGCACCAUGACACUGGAGUUAGGCGGUCAGGUGACCAUCGCCUGUGAGAAGACAGGAUACAGUUCUCAGCUGGAAUUCAAACUCAAGCCGUUCCUGGGCAGCAGCGAUUGCGUCAAUCAGGUGUGCGGCAAGAUCAAGCUGGGCAAGGAAGUGUUGGCCACGCUGGAAGGACACUGGGACAGUGAGAUCUUCAUCAACGACAAGAAGACGGGAACAAUGGACACCUUCUGGAACCCCUCCCCGGACCUGAGGCAGAGUCGCCUCACCCGCUGCACCGUGCCCCCAGAGGAGCAGGGCGAGUUUGAGUCAGAGAGACUGUGGCAGCAGGUGACGCGCGCCAUCGUCAACAAGGACCAGACCGAAGCCACCAACGAGAAGUUCAUCCUGGAGGAGAGUCAGAGGAAGUCUGCACGGGAGAGGAAAGCCAAAUGUGAAGACUGGAUCCCCACUCUGUUUGAGCAGGACUCCAUCACUGGGGAGUGGCAUUAUAAAUAUGCUGACACCAGACCGUGGGACCCCCUCAACGACUUGAUCCAGUUUGAAAAGGAGGGCUGCAUCCAGACCAAGGUCCGACACCGCACCCCCAUGGUACGUUCUGGCAGUCUUAUUAGUCUGAGUAACCAGGGGUCGCGGCGGGACAAUUGCAAGUGCCAGGUGACGGUGCCAAAGCGCAAACACAAGAGUGACAAACCUAAAAGCCCAGAAAGUGGCUGCUCUUCCCCUGAACUUGACCGCCAGGACUCCUCUGGAAGUGAGCGACACAAAAGUAAACACAACAGUCGUCUGCGUAAGAAGGGAACUGACCUGCUGGAACUACAAAAUGCCAUCGAGUCCAUCAGGCGGACACAGGAUGACAUCAACAGGAGUAUGAGCGUGCUGCGAAGUCGCACCGCGGGCCGAGCGGACGGCGCCUCCUUCCUGCAGCAGCGGGAUUACAUCGUCAUGGUGGCUCUUAUCCUCCUGCAGGUUCUCAUCCACUACUUCUUCAAGUAGCAGCCGUGACACACCUGGCUCAUCACCUACUCCAAAUGUGGCUUGCGGACUCUUUUUUUUUUUAUUAUUUUUUUUUUUUGGUUUCCCUCUUUUAGCCACAAAGUCAUGACAGCGUCUUCAAUUUAUUUGAAACUUGAAACAAAAUAUAUUUUUAUUAAGCACUCCAUUCCAAAAUACUAUUUUUAAGUGGAGAGCACGGCCGUUUUUUUUUUUAACAAGAGUGGAACUACUUUGUUGCUGUUGUUUACCUGGAACACACACACACACAUAUAUAUAUAUAUAU
This is a messenger RNA of Nerophis ophidion (straightnose pipefish), 4018 nucleotides long. It is a transcript of the gene osbpl8, whose product is annotated as oxysterol binding protein-like 8. The transcript is spliced from 21 exons. Bases 1078 to 3735 code for a protein of 885 amino acids. Gene Ontology annotation, molecular function: cholesterol binding. Lineage: Eukaryota; Metazoa; Chordata; Actinopteri; Syngnathiformes; Syngnathidae. The record is from RefSeq and is a predicted model, not a curated record. Gene Ontology annotation, cellular component: cytosol; intracellular membrane-bounded organelle; membrane.